GAUUGUGAAUAAGACGUAAAUUAAUUAAAAAAUAUGGCGACUGUUAGUAACUUGAACUAAAAUUUAAUGCUUCGCCAAAUAGUCUUAUUGUUUUAGUGAUAAUUUAGGUAAAACGGUAGACAAGUAGUAUAAAAUUUGUUUAGAUAUCAGUGACUUCAAAAUAAUCAAGGAAAACUGUGAUUUAAGUCACAUAUUCACCUAUCAAAAUGUAUGACGACAGACGUGGUGGGCGUGGAGGAGGACGUGGUAUGAGCCGCGGCCGCGGCGGUGGCAGGGGAGGGUCCCGCGGCGGCCGGUCUAGCGAUAGAUCAGAGGAGAGAGGCGGUCGUUUCGGGUCUAGUAUGCGCGGCCGCGACGGGGGCAGAGGAGGGAGGGGAUUCGGAGGCCGCGGGGGUGGUCGCGAAGAUUUCAGGAGCUUUAAGAACGAUCAACCUGGCGGCAACUUACGGAAAAUACGUUGGGAGUCGAUUACACUGACGCCAUUCCAGAAAAACUUCUAUGUCCCCCAUCCGAACGUUCAGAGACGCUCGCCUGCCGAAAUCGAAGCUUAUCGCAGUGAGAAUCAGAUUACGGUGAAAGGUAGGGAUGUCCCGGCACCGAGUAUGUACUUUGAAGAAGGUGGUUUUCCAGAUUAUGCUAUGAAAGAGAUUUUAAAGCAAGGCUUCCCACAUCCAACCCCUAUCCAGGCACAAGGAUGGCCUAUAGCAUUGUCGGGACGAGAUCUGGUGGGAAUUGCUCAAACAGGGUCAGGAAAAACAUUAGCAUAUAUUUUGCCAGCCAUAGUGCAUAUCAUCAAUCAGCCAAGGCUACUGAGAGAUGAGGGGCCCAUUGUGUUAGUGUUGGCACCCACCAGGGAGCUUGCACAACAAAUUCAACAGGCUCUGAUUGCAAUGAACGGGACCGCAGCUGACAUGACGGAUCCCAACGACUGCGACAUAGUAGCAACAGAUUUCGGUCAGAAUGUUCAAGUUCGGAACACAUGUAUCUUUGGUGGUGCACCUAAAGGGCCGCAGGGGAGGUCGUUGGAGCGCGGUGUGGAGAUAGUUAUAGCUACACCUGGAAGACUGAUUGAUUUCUUAGAAAGAGAUACAACGAACCUACGUCGUUGCACAUACCUUGUGCUGGACGAGGCAGACAGGAUGCUGGACAUGGGCUUUGAGCCACAGAUAAGAAAAAUUAUUGAGCAAAUUCGACCUGACAGACAGGUCCUCAUGUGGUCAGCAACAUGGCCCAAAGAAGUACAGAAUCUAGCCGAGGAGUUUCUACAUGACUACAUCCAGAUCAACAUUGGCUCACUGUCCCUCUCUGCCAACCAUAACAUCCUGCAGAUUGUGGAUGUGUGCGAGGAGUGGGAGAAAAAUGAAAAGUUAUUGACGCUGCUCAAUGAAAUAUCCUCUGAAGAGGAAACCAAGACAAUUAUAUUUGCAGAGACAAAGCGAAAGGUGGAUGACAUAACAAAAACAAUAAACCGGGCCGGAUGGCGUGCUCUAGCUAUCCACGGGGACAAGAACCAGCAGGAUCGGGACUACGUGCUCAGUCAGUUCCGUAUGUCUAAUGGCGGAAUUCUGGUCGCCACAGACGUCGCCGCCAGAGGUCUAGAUGUGGAGGACGUCAAGUUUGUGAUAAACUACGACUACCCGAAUAACUCUGAGGACUACGUGCAUCGUAUCGGUCGCACAGGACGCUCACAGAAUACUGGCACUGCCUACACCCUCUUCACACCAUCCAACUCCGCUAAGGCCAAGGACCUGAUGUGUGUGCUGCAGGAGGCCAACCAAGUGGUCAAUCCUCGUCUGCUGGAGAUGGCCCAGUGCGGUAUGGGAUUCAAGGGGAAAUAUGGUCGCAACCGUUUCCGUGACCGUGAUGAGGGCGAGCGCGGCCGCUCUGACCGCGGCAGGGGACGCGGCCGCGGCGGCAGGUUCGGGGACAGAGGUUCCCGUUGGGAUGAGAACAGUUCAAGCAGUUACAGCCAGGGAACCAGCUUCAAUCGGCAAGAGGGAUACAACACGCGCCAGUCUGACACACGACAGUUCAACAACCGAGAAGGAGGUGGGUUCAACCGAGAGAACUCUGGUUCGUUCAGAGGCCGCGGCGGGGGACGGGGCAGGGGCCGCGGGUUCAACCACGGAGAUCAGACUCACCAGAAUCAAAACUUCAGCGUUCCUCCCCCCACUUCUUAUUACAAUAUGUAUUCUCAACCGCCGCCCGCAAAAUAAAUCUAUUUUAUAUACAGUAGUUAUAUUAAUUCAAGUAUCCGCUGUCUGUGUGUUUUCAUGGACGAAAACAUUAUAUAACAACAUGUCUGAACAUAAUAUAUGUUUAAUAUAAGUGCAUCUGCAGUGAAAUUUUCAUAGCAAUGUAAUUCUAGACAUAAUUUGUAGACAGAAUGUUAUUUUACAUUAUAAAGCUUUUUUUAUUUGAUAUCCAUAUAAAACUAACCUUUUAUAAGCAACAGCUAAGGCUUUUUUUUUUGGCUUUUUAUAGAUAAAAAAGUUCAAUUCUUUCAGUAGUUAAAUGAAACCAGAAUAUUUUUUUCGUAAUUAAAAUAUAAAUAGAUUUCUCUGUCUACAAAUUUGAUUAUCUUUUAUUCUAGUAAUAUAGAAACAUACUCUGUGGGUAGUAUAUGUUAGUUAAUAUUCAAUUAUCUGAUAUUUCGCAAUUGGACAAUUUUAUUAGUUAUAAUAAUAAAUUUAAGAAAUAGUGAAACUGUUAAUACUUCUCACAUUCAAGAGUUUUGAAAUAUGUUUAAAAUAUUUAAGAUUUUAUUUUAUUCACUCCUGUAAAAUUAGUAUUAAAUACUUAAUUAACUUUAUAAUCAAGAUAUUUUGUAAAUCUAUGUCAAAUUGAGGGAGAAAGUAACAUCUCGUAAAAGAUAUGAUUGCAUAGUUUCAUUGAAUAACUUUGUUGAAUGGAUCUAAAUAUUUGUCAUACGUUUUCAUUACAAAACUUUACAAAAAUAAACAUAAUUAAAAGUUGCUAUGUAAUUAUUAAAUUGGUUUAAAAAGCUAAUUUAAAAAGAUUUUUAAAUUAAUAAAUGAUCCACUGUUAAUGUCAGAUGCAUUUAAAAAUCAUGAAAGUGGAAAAAAUGUAUGUUAAAUCAGUUAGACAUUCCUACAUUGUUGCAAUGGUUCAAAAUGUCCGCUGUAUUGAAAAUGUGCAAUUUACCAAAUAAAUUACUAUAAAUAAU
Messenger RNA from Papilio xuthus (Asian swallowtail), 3187 nucleotides. Its product is annotated as ATP-dependent RNA helicase dbp2. The record is from RefSeq and is a predicted model, not a curated record. Gene Ontology annotation, molecular function: nucleic acid binding; RNA helicase activity; ATP binding. Lineage: Eukaryota; Metazoa; Arthropoda; Insecta; Lepidoptera; Papilionidae. Bases 207 to 2216 code for a protein of 669 amino acids. The transcript has 11 exons.